Messenger RNA from Zingiber officinale, 2559 nucleotides. Its product is annotated as nuclear pore complex protein NUP62-like. NCBI's taxonomy places the organism in Eukaryota, Viridiplantae, Streptophyta, Magnoliopsida, Zingiberales, Zingiberaceae. Gene Ontology annotation, biological process: RNA export from nucleus; protein import into nucleus. Gene Ontology annotation, cellular component: nuclear pore; nuclear pore central transport channel. Gene Ontology annotation, molecular function: phospholipid binding; structural constituent of nuclear pore. The coding region runs from base 80 to 2269 and encodes 729 amino acids. The transcript is spliced from 9 exons. The record is from RefSeq and is a predicted model, not a curated record.
UAACACUGCGACGAACCAAAACCCCUAGAAAUCUCCUCCGCCGGUGCCGAGCAGGAAGGAGAUCGGGAGAGCCGAAACCAUGGCGUUCUCCUUCAACUCUUCCUUUUCUUCCUCGUCGUCUUCUUCGUCCUCGUCCUUCUCCUUUCCAUCCCAACCCUCAGUCUCUUCCGCUUCCUCCCCUUUCUCCCUCUCCUCCUCCGCCGCCUCCCCCUCCCCCUUCUCCUUCGCUCCCACCGCCGCUGGCGCCGCCUCAUCUUCCGCCACUGGUUUCUCCCUAGGCGCUUCUUCCUCUGCCGGUUCCUCCCCAUCUCUCUUCGGCCUCUCAACCUUUGGCUCCUCAUCGGCCGCAUCCUCCGCCUUUUCUACCUCCAGUCUUUUCUCGACGUCUGCUCCAUCUUCCGCCGCUUCUACCUUCAGUCUUUUCCCGCCAUCGGUUCCAUCUUCCGCUGCUACUACCUCUAGUCUUUUCUCGCCAUCUGCUCCAUCCUCCGCCUCUACUACCCCCGGUCUCUUUUCCUCGCAGGCUGUCUCCGCUCCCAAACCCAUCCCUUUUCCCUCAGCAUCCGCCGCACCUUCCGCUUCCUCAAGCCCUAAUUUUGGUUUUGGAUUGGGGGCUUCGACUCCCAACUUCGGCUUCGGUUCGUCUUCCACUGCUGCCUCUCCGUUGUUUGGUACUUCCGCUUCCCCUCCGGCGCCGGCCUUGUCCUCGGCUCAGACACUGUUUGCUUCGUCAGCUAGUGGCGCGCCUUCGGUGCCUUCGUUUGCUACGUCCUCAUCUUCCCCCGCCUUUUCUGUGCCGACGACGUCUGCUCCAGCUCCAUCCUUCGUAUCCCCGUUUCCUGCCUCCUCCUCUGCGUCCCCUCUAUUCUCUUCUUCUGCUACCGCUACUUCCUCUCCUGCCAUCACCAGCAUUUCGACCUCUCCUUUCUCCUUUGGAAGUGGCAGUUCCUUUGCUCCGAGUUCGUUCGAUGCCGUGUCGUCUGGUAGUACUACUUCGUCCUCACCUGUUACUACCACGCCCACCUUGGCAACUGGCUUUUCUUUUGCGACUCCGACAUCUGCUGUGUCCCAACCUUCCUUUGGGUUUACCAAUGCUGCUACAUCAACUCCCUCCAGUGCAUCUAUGUUCUCCGCUCCUACUGCUGCAAAGCCUUCAACUCUGUCAUUUGGAUUUGGGUCUUCUCCCGCAUUGCCCGUAUCAAGCGUGGCACCAACUGUCACAACUGCAAGCACUACUUCUCCGCCUGCCGUGACACCUGUAGCUACGUCUUCCUCGUUGUUUGCUCAAGCAGUCCCUUCGUCUGUUACAUCUCCUCUGUCAUUUCCAAUUCCUUCAUCAUCUCCAGCAGCUGCUGCAUCUGCCGCCACAGCCUCUGCUUCAAAAACGACAUCAAGUAGCACACCUACACUUGCUUUCCCAAGCUUUGGUGUAUCAACACCCGCGGCUGCUCUCUCCACCACGGCAUCAACAAUAACAUCCAUUCCACUUCAACCUGCACCAGCUGCCUCUUUGUUAGGUUCCUCCAUUUCGGCAUCUUCAAGUUUGUCUAGUAGUUCUGUUACAAGUCAAGCUUUAACGCCAACUGUUCAAGCUGCUAGUCACGGACUUUCUACAACCACUUCAGCUGUCCAAGCACCCAAGUUACCAUCAGAGAUUGCUGGAAAAACUGUUGAGGAAAUUAUUAAGGAUUGGAAUGCUGAGCUACAAGAGCGCACUACAAAAUUUCAAAAGCAGGCUACAGCAAUAGCUGAAUGGGAUAUGAGGAUUCUGCAAAACCGUGAUAUUCUUAUUAGACUGGAGGCUGAGGUGGCAAAAGUUGUUGAGUAUCAAACUAGCUUACAACGACAGCUUGAAUUAAUUGAAACACAUCAGCAGGAGGUUGACAAAGCUCUGGAGAGCAUGGAAGCGGAAGCUGAGCGCAUAUACAAAGACGAACGGUCAUUGCUUUUAGAAGAUGAAGCUACUUCAGUGAGAGAUUCAAUGUAUGAGCAAGCAGAGUUUAUUGAAAGAGAAAUGCAAAAUAUGACUGAACAAGUGAAAUCAAUAAUUCAAACAGUGAAUGCUUCUCAGGGAGGUGGCCUGGAUAUGAUUGAUACCAUGAAUCCACUUGAUGUUGUUGUGCGAAUACUUGACAAUCAGCUGAGCACUCUAAUGUGGAUAGAUGAAAAGGCAAAUGAGUUUUCAGACCAGAUUCAAAAGGUUGCGGACCGUGGCGCUGCUGCUGAACGAGGGUCCAAGGGUUCAAAAUUACGGCCUACGUUACUCUAGUCUUCGGCUAAAAAAGUAGACCCUUCUCUCCAGAACUGUCACCAAGUUUCUCUUCUCCAUCCACUGUCACAUCUUUCAAAACUAUCUAACAAGAGAUGAUUGCAUUUAAUUCCAACGAUGGUAUGUCUUCUUUUUUUUUUUCGGCACUCUGGUAAUAGUCAGUGACUGAAUCAUUUUUGUAAGUUUUUGGGAGACCAAUGAUAUGCAAAGCCAGUAAGAUGAACUAUUUCUCAUUUACAACUUUGUUAUACUUCUUGUAUUAUUUCUCAUUUAUAAUUUUGUUAUACUCA